Micromonas commoda is the source of this 1044-nucleotide messenger RNA. RefSeq lists its product with no specific name. The record is from RefSeq and is a predicted model, not a curated record. Lineage: Eukaryota; Viridiplantae; Chlorophyta; Mamiellophyceae; Mamiellales; Mamiellaceae. Bases 31 to 909 code for a protein of 292 amino acids. The transcript has a single exon.
GAACGCGUCGGGUCGGACCCGGCGGAGAAGAUGGAGCGCCUGAGCGAGUACGUCACCGCGGUCGAGGCGUACAAGAGCCUGUGCGCCACGCAGGUGCCAAACACGGUGUCGGACCUGCUCUCGCAGUACGUGCAGGUGUCAACCCUGGACCCGGGCGCCGACGGAUACGACAAAGCCGUCGAGUUUCUCAACCUGGACUUUUCCGACGACGACGAGGAACGGGAUCCGGAGGAGGUGGAGGCGAUACAACGGAUGGCGAAGAACUUUGGCCGAGCAGGAACGGGCGAUAAGGGCGCCGGGGACGAGGAGCCCGGGUUCACGCCCAAGGAGGUGGACGACAUCAUCCGCCUGCUCGGCGAGAUGGGCGAGCUUCGCGGGAGCGACGGGGACGACGACGAUUCAGACGACGAGCUCGACGAGGAGGAGUUGAUGCGCAACUUUCUCGGCGGGUUUCUCGACAACCCCGGCACCCUGCACCUGGCGCAGGACGUGGAGGGUAACUGGCGGUGGCUCGAGGACGACCUCGGCCGGCCGCUGGCGACCAAGCCGGAGGGUGAGUUCAACGUCAAGGUUAUGUCGCACGAGGAGAUGGUGCAGCUCGGGCUCAACGUCAACUCGCUGCACGAGGAGGUUGACCCUGCGGAGCUCAUCGACUUCUCCGGCUGCAAGAGCUGGGACGAGGCGAUUCGGGUGGGUCGGGAGGUGGAGGCGGCGCUGGACCACAUGCGCGCGGACGGGUGGGAGGUUGACACCAGGAGCUGGUGCAACGAGGGGGAGCACCUCAUGGUGGUGAAGGAGCUGACGCCGCUUCGCACGAUGUCAUUCGUGGAGGGCGUCAAGGGAAAAUCCAACGCGAAGAGCAAGAGAAAGGCGGGCAAGAAGUCGAAAAAGACCGAGGGCAAGGCGUGAAGACGUUGCACGUAACAGGGAUGGGGCGCAUUGAUUGGGUUCACGCGGGCCGGGGGGGGGGGUGGAAGGAGCGAGCGGGCGCAAAGCUGUAUUUCAUUCAGAAAAUUUCUAAUUCAGCACGACACUGUACUUUUC